Messenger RNA from Limulus polyphemus (Atlantic horseshoe crab), 8272 nucleotides. RefSeq lists its product as uncharacterized. The record is from RefSeq and is a predicted model, not a curated record. NCBI's taxonomy places the organism in Eukaryota, Metazoa, Arthropoda, Merostomata, Xiphosura, Limulidae. Bases 26 to 6178 code for a protein of 2050 amino acids. The transcript is spliced from 21 exons.
CUGCUAAAUCAAGUCUCGGGAGCUAAUGAUACAGUGGAUGAAUGCUUUAUGUCUGGCAACAAUCAUGCAGACGUUUACAAGAAGACAUUUCAGUACUGAUCAACUGAGUAUGCCACCAACACCAGGGUUGGAUGAUGACAACUCUCAGUAUGCUUCUUCACAGCCCUGCAAAGUAGAAGAUCGAGAUGGCCCCCCAAAACCUUCUGACAGUAGCUUUGUGUCUACUCAGUCCACUUGUGAUCAGUCAACUCUAGAUCUUUCAAGAGAUACAGAAGGGAACAUUGUUGCUAAUGAUGGUACAAGUGACAGUGGUUUUUUAAGUAGCAGUGAGAGAUAUCUGAGUCAGUACAUUAGUCAGUCAGUUAUUCCAAGUGCUGUUUCUUCUAAAGGAAGAAUAGGACACUCUUAUUAUACUGUUAGCCCGCCAAAGCCAAAACGCCUUCAUGCUAGCUGCAUAACUCUUCCUCAGGGUGCUCCUGACCUAGUGCCACCGUAUGAUAUAAGUCCAGGAGGGGGUAGAUUUAUUAAAUCAGGUGAUCAAAGACAUUUUUAUUAUGAUGAUAGAUACGAUUUUGAUUCUAGAUGGUACGACAACUGGGAAAAUGAAUACAAUUAUUGGACUUGGCAGGGAGAUCUAUGUUAUAAGCCACAGCUCUUUUUUCGGAUGUCACCUGGGUUCAGUACAGCCCUUAGGUCACGGUCUAGGCACAGGUCAGAGCGGGAUUAUGAGAAUUUAUCUGUUUACAGAAACCCUUCACAGCCAAAUGACAAUAUGAUCAUGGACCCACUUCUCCGAAGACCACACUCAGAUAACUUUGCCAACAGAAUGAUAGAAUUUGAUCUUCAGUCAAUAGAAAUGCCGUUUGUCAGCAGCGAUUUAAGUCAUUCGCCGUGGUCUUGGAAUGACAUAGAAAAGGAGGAUAGUGAUGACAUGCUUGAUAGGAUUGCACAAGAUCCAUCAUGUCUCUAUAGUAUGUAUGGUAAUAGGAAUUUGGAAAAUCUUCCAGGAAAGAAUCAUCUUAGGUCUGUUUAUGGGUCUUAUUAUGGUAGUACUUCUGAUUCAAGACCUCAGCAACCUUGGAGUUCAGGUGGUAGUUCAUGGUAUCCUAGAACUGAAAGUGAUAUAGACCAGAAAAAACUCCAGGUAAACAACUCUGAUAGGAUUGCUACAACUAGUCCUGUGUUUAUCAAUGAAAAUAUCUACGAACCUUUUGAUGCUGGCCAUCAGAAACACCUUGUUUUGGUUCCAACCGAUAACUUUGAUGAUCAGGAUAUUCAGAGUAUAGCUCAACAAGAAGAACCCGUGAAAAGUCUUAUGGAGUGCACGGAAAAAAUGCUUAUAUCUCCAAUGGCUGGAAAACAGAGCUUUAAAGAAAAAAAGAAUGUAGAGAUUGAAACGGCCCAUACUUCUCCGGGAGUACCACCUCCAAGACCUCCUCUCCCAGAGGAAUACUCUCAACAAGUGCUGCAGAGCAUAGAAGCCCAGGAAAUGCAGCAAAGAAUGUGGAAGCUUCAUCUUCAAAGUAACCAGAUUAACAAAGCUGUGCAUCCAAUGCCACUAUCAGUUUUUAAGUCUAAUGACACUCCUGCAACUUCUGAAACUGUAUAUAAACCUAAGAAGCUUUCAUAUAAUAAGCUAGAGCCACAAAUUGAACAUCAUUUAGGGACGGCUAGUGGAAUUAAGCAAGAAACAGACCUCAAUCAGAGAACGAAGAGAGCUUCGUCAAGAUCACAAGAGUCUCCUUUAAGUUCAGGUCGUGCUCGGGAAAGUAGUAGACCAAAAGUUCGUCGAACAAGCUGGAGAGGAAAGAGCCCAGGUCAUCGGAAAGUUGUAGGAAGAGCUAUUAUGUCAGACUCGGAGCUGUACGUCCAUCGGUCUUCAAAGAUACACAGACUGGUACAGCAUUCUUCAAGCCUGAGCUCUCAUCAAAAAAGCAUCUGUAUUUCAGCUGGGGAUCUUUUGGACAAAACUCACGAAGAACUAGUUUUGUUUCUAAUCCAGCUGCGACAAAGUCAGACACAGUUGUCUCAAGCACAGGAACGGUGUCAAGUACAAAUGCUGAACGAACAACGCAUGGUACAAAUGAAACCCCAGGAGAAAAAACAUGCAGAAGAAUAUAUGAAGCUGCACCAACAAUUGGAAGAUUUUCAAAAAGAAUAUGAACUCACCCAUCCUUUGGUUAACGUGGUGGAAAAUCUGGUUCGACUAGGAACUUUAUGUGGUGCAACUGAAAGAAAAUCUGCUUCUCUCUCGAGACUAGAAAGAGUUGGGAUAGCAAAGUACAUACCGUCUGAGAAAAUGCUGGAAUUUGCUCAUCACCUUCAAGAACGUCAAAGGCUACGAGGUGAAAUAGAUGGAGUUGAGAUGAGUAUUGUUGACAGUGAAGGACUUGGGGAGAAGCUGAAACGCUUGUAUCAUCUUGACUGUCUGGUUCAAGAAGAAUCCUCUCACUUUGCUUCCCUUCAGAAUGACAAAGAGAUGUUAGAGCAGUCUUUGAAAACAGUGCAGGAGAAGCUAAUUGAACUUGGCCAGGACAACCCAGUCGAGAUGGAGAAAUUGAAAAAACAACAACGUCUCAUUGAAAAAGAACUAUCACACAUCCGAAGUCAUUUGUCACAAAGUGCUAUGAAACUUGAAGAGAGAACUUCAGAAGUCUGUAAAGUAGAGCACAAAAUCCUAGUUCUCAGGCAGAAAAUACAACAUGCCUUAACAGUCUGUUAUCGAAGAAAGGAAGUGUCAUCGAUUUCAAAAUUAGAUCUGGAAACUGAGCUUUUGAGGAUUCAAAGUUUUUUGGAAAGACUAGCCAAACGUCGUCAAGAAAUAAACAAUAUAAUUGAGACAUUGAAAUUCAAGUCAAAGCAUAAGCACCUCUCUAGUAUUGAGAAAGUAAGAAAGGGGACAUCAGGAAUUGUAGGGUCUGUUGCUAUACCUCCAAAAAGAAAGCACAGCAGUUCCUACAUGGAAACAGAUCUCGACUCCUGCACUUCCCAAGAGGAAACUGGUGUUAUCAGGAAACCAGAAAGUGUAGGUAGAUGGCAGAGGCCACUAGAGAAUGUUAUGGUUGGUCAUUCUGGGUCUGCUCAAAAUCAUUCGUUACUGGACAUAGCCCAGAGUAUGAACCAGGAUAUUUUAGCCCGGUUAACUCAGGAUAAUCAAGUUCAAGUUAGCCAUCAUGACCAGCAAGCUUAUUCAAGCCCACAACAACAAAAUCUGGGUUCCAGAGUACACUACGCAGAUCAACAGUUAGACGAGCCUGUUCUUAAUCGAGAACAUCAAAAUAUUAGGUUUAACCCACAAAAUCAGCCACGGGAUCAAUCUGUAAAUACCAGAAUAAGUCAGAGAGUUUUACCAGAUAGAAAUUUACAGAAUCAUCCUACACAGAACCAGUCAGUUCAAUAUACAAGAUUAAACCAAGCAGAUCAGAAUGUAAGACUUGUCAGUCAUGAAAUCACACUAAAUCGGUCAGGUCAGCAGCUAAGUCAGGUUGGUCUAAACCAAGCAGAUGAGCAUAGAAGCAUAAUUUUUGUAAACCAGUAUGGUAGAUAUGUUCCACAAGAUCAGGUUCGACCUAAUCAAUCAGAACUACGUGGUAGAUCUAGCUAUCCAAAUCAUCCAGAUAUAAAUGGAAGGUUAAGUCAACUAAGACAUGCAAGAUCAUAUCAACCAGAUCAAAAUGAAAGGCUAAGACAACCCAGUCAUAGUACUAAACCAAAUCACACAUAUCAAAAUGGAAGAUUAAUCCAACCUGAUCAAAAUAGUAGAAGUAGCCAACAAGAUCUGAAUGGAAGGAUCAACCAACGAGGCCAAUACAGUAGACAUAACCAAACAGAGUACAAUGUAAGGGUACAACAGCCUGAACAACAUGGUAUUCAUAGCCAAUCAGAUCAGAAUGUAAGGAUACACCAACCUGAACAACAUGGUAUUCAUAGUCAAUCAGAUCAGAGUGUAAGAAUACAGCAGCCUGACCAACAUGGUAUUUAUAGCCAAUCAGAUCAGAAUGUAAGGAUACACCACCCUGAACAACAUGGUAGUCAUAACCAACCAUAUCAGAAUGUAAGGGUAAGCCAGCCUGAACAACACGGUAGUCAUAACCAACCAUAUCAGAAUGUAAGGGUAAGCCAGCCAGAGCAGUAUGGUAGUCAUAACCAACCAUAUCAGAAUGUAAGGGUAAGCCAGCCAGAGCAGUAUGGUAGUCAUUAUCAACCAAGUCAGAAUGUAAGGGUAAGCCAGCCAGAGCAGUAUGGUAGUCAUUAUCAACCAAGUCAGAAUGUAAGAAUAUACCAGCCUGAACAGUAUGGUAGAUACAACCAAUCAGAUCAGGAUGUAAGACUGAGCCAGCCAAAUGUAUAUAGUAGAUAUAACCAACCAUAUCAGAAUGUAAGGGUAAACCAGCCAAAUGAAUAUGAUAGCUGUAGCCAACCAGAUCAGUAUGUAAUAAUACACCAAUCAGACCAAUAUGAUAAACAUAUCCAAUCUAAUCAACACGAUAAAUCCAACCAAUCAGAUCACAGAGGCAAGUUACCUAAAUCAAAUCAACUUUCUGUAAUUAACCAACCUGAAGAACAUAACAGAUCUAACCAAUUGGAAAAGAAUGCAAGUCAACCAAAUCAAGAUGCCAUAUUUAACCAGUCUUAUCAACAUAUCAAACUAAAUGUGUCAAAUCAGCAUGAAAGACCUAAUCAACCAACCAAACAUUCCAGAUUUGGUCAACUAGAUCAACCUUUCAGUUCAAACCAAUCAGAGAGACAUGCCAAACAGAAACCAGAAGAAAAUGUAAAGGUAAUUCAGUCAGAGCAACACUCCAGAUGUGGUCAAUUAGAUCAACCUUUCAGUUCAAACCAAUCAGAGAGACAUGCCAAACAGAAACCAGAAGAAAAUGUAAAGGUAAUUCAGUCAGAUCAACACUCCAGAUGUGGUCAAUUAGAUCAACCUUUCAGUUCAAACCAAUCAGAGAGACAUGCCAAACAGAAACCAGAAGAAAAUGUAAAGUCAGUUCAGUCAGAUGAACACUCCAGAUUUGGUCAAUUAGAUCAACCUUUCAGUUCAAACCAAUCAGAGAGACAUGCCAAACAGAAACCAGAAGAAAAUGUAAAGUCAGUUCAGUCAGACCAACAUUCCAGAUUCAAGAAAUCGGAUGAAUUUGUUAGGCCUAAUCAACAAGAUCAAGAUAUAAGGUCAAAUCAACCAGCUUACCAUUUAGAUUAUCAACAUCAGCCAAAUAUUAUCACCGGUACUGGUCUCUCUAUUGAUGGGACAAAUAGAACAACUGAUUCUCAUCUGAGUGAUACAAAGAAAGUAAGGUACGAUAACAAAGCCGAAAUACGGUUGAUUGAGGAGGCCGACUAUGAAAAUGACCACGAAGAUGAUGAAAAGUCUGUUAAGGCAACUGAACUUCCAACAGCUCAUCAACCCACCUCACUUUUUUCACCUACUCAUACAGUCCAGAAUCAAAGACAGACUCUCACUGCUCAUGAACGAUUAUUUGGAGGGUCCUCUACUUCUCCUUUCUUCACGUCUUCCACAGAGCACAAACUAAAUAGCUACCAGUCCCAGACAAGCCCAAGACACCAUGGACAGGUUCAUAGGAAGCCUAAGAGGAGGCAUCACACCAUUACGGGUACACCAUUUCCUAAUCGGUUAUCCCCCAGAAUGAAUUUUCGAAUGGAUUGCUACUCACGCACAGCAAGUACACCCGAUAUUGUACGUAGCACAAUAAGAAAGGCAGAAGUAUUUAAUGAGAAAAUUAUUGAUCGAGAACUUGGUCUUCCUCAGAAAAUUGACAUUCCUGAACGUUACAUUGAAGACGAGCCUGAAAACUUGUCAGCCGCAGAAAAGAUGAAAAGAAAUGAAAAAGCAGAAAAUAUCAGGAAGAUGCUCGCUGAAGCAGCAAUGUAUGAAGAACCAACUGAAAUAGAUGGCGCUGCAUCAGAACCAAUGAAAAAGAAGAUGGAUGAAGAAAGAAAGAAAAGAGCUCAUCUUCUAGCUCUUAAUCACACCAUAGCUAAAGAAGUUAUGGAGAAAAGCAAACUUGUUGCAAUGAUAGCAACCCUGGAACGUUUAGAUUCUGACAGUAUAUGGCAGAAAGAAGAAGAAAAUGCAGAGGAUGAAGAUGAUGAAGAUUGGAGCCCAAUUCAACCUCUGCCUAUAACGCAACAGCGAGAAAACUACCUCACAUAAAUUUACACUCCUAUGUAGUGGUAAGAAGGUUUGCAAACAUGAUCCCCUCUUAUGAAAUUGAAAAUUUGCAAUAAUGAUUUAAAAAUGUCCUAGGAAAUAUUUAGCUAACUUAUCAGACCGUCAGAUCAUGUAAUAUAGCUGUAUUCCGCACAUUAAAAACAAAAAAGAAAAAAAAAGAAGAAAUAUAUAUAUAUAUAAAUGUUUAAUAUCCAAUGUCUCCAUACCUGAAUGUUUACUGUCCUGAAAUAUUUAAUGAUGAGAGAAGUUAAUGCAUUUCUACAUUAUUUAACUAGGUGAGAUCAGAAAUGUUGUGUUUUUCCAGUGUCAUUGUACUGCAUAGAGAAAAGAUGUAGUUUUGUUCAGGAUCCUAUUCUGAAGUGCCUGAGUUGAUGCCAAUGGAUGAUAUAUUCAGUUCUAUUGGUACAGGUUUCUUAGAACAAGUUUGUAAAGAAACAAAUGCAAAAAAAGAAUUAUUGUGUCAAGAAAAUGUUUGUUUGUUGGAUUCCGCACAAAGCUACACAACGGCUAUCUGCACUUAAGAAAAUGCAUAUCUUGUGUCAAAGCUUGUGACCAAAUAUUGUUUAUGUCUUGCAUUAAUAGUUUGCAGUUGUACUGAAAAUGGAGUAGUCAAACUGUUCGGUUGAGAUGUUUAGUCCGUGACAAGCAUGGUCUGUAUAACUGUGUAUUGUUGCUUACAGUUGUGUCACUAAUUUUAUAUCAAUAAUUACACUAGCAGGCCAUGUUGUAGGUUUAUAAUAAAUCCAAACAAAUUGAAAAUGUUAAGUCUAAUUCACUGUAUUUCACCCUCCAAAAAUAUAGGCACACAUAGCUUGCAAACAAAUGUCUCUGUAUCAAGAAAACCUUUUCAUGGUUUAACAGCAGAUUCCGAAAACGUUUGAACACACGCGUACAAAUUUAAAAAGGUUGACUCGGAUAAAAAUACAUUUAGCAAGCCUAUAUAAUUCAGGAUUUUUUCUUUUCCUAAAACAAAACCAAAGGAAUCAGUUGUAAGAAGUGUAGUCAGCUAUUUAUUGGAUAAAGUUAUUACCAGUUUUAUAAUCUAUAAAGCACAGUUGAAGAAGGGAUUUAAAAGAAAUUUCACAUAAAAUAUUUUUUUUUUUGAAGUAUAUAAUUUUCCGUACUUAACAAUUAUUCAUUUUAUUUGGAUUACAUUACCUCUGUUGUGUUGUAAUAGCUCUGUGUAUUUAGAAUAUUUUCAAGAUAUUAGGCAGAAAUGGAUCCUUCUAUAAGAAUGCUUCAUCUAAGACCUGUUAGUUCAAAUACAAUCUAAAAGCAAGCCUAAAAAAAUAUUAAAGGUAUAUUGUUAGAAUCACAAAUAUUUAUAUGCUUUUGCUACACACUGAAUAAAAUAUUAUACUAUUAGUUAUAAAUAUUGACAGGAAUGGUUUAGGUAAAUAACUGACGGUUAACAUUUGGUCAUUAAUAACACUUUGGAUGAGAAAAGUUUCUUAAUCUCCAUAGAUUAUCCCAUACAAAUGUUUUAAUUUUAUAACAAAGACAGACUGUCAAGCCUAUCAGAGAUUUUCUGAUAUUAAAACCAUUUUUGAAAGGAAACAAUGACAGACAAAAAUACUUGCUAGUAGCUAGUUGUGUGUCUAAACGGAAAAUUUAGAUUCUUUUUAAAUACUGAGUUGAACAUCAAAAGUUAUUUCCUACUUUUCUGUGUGGAGUGAUGAUUAUGAGACUAAAGUUUAAAAUAGUUAAAAGUACUUAAUGAAAAUUGGAAAAAUAAUGUAGUUUGUUUGCCGAAUGUUUUAAUGAAAUAUGGGGGUGCACUUUUUCACAUCUUUCAAAUACUAAAACUUGGUGUCAAAUGGGGGUACCCUUGUCAAUAAAUGUGAAAAUUUCAUAAUAGAAAUCACUUCUUGAUAUAUCAGUUAAAGAAAUUAACUGUACUUAAGUGGCAUGUUGAAAAUCUUCAGCAAUGAACAAGAAGAAAUAAGUGAAACUAGUUAUCAUGUCACAAAUAAACACGUAUGGACCAUUGGUCAAGACAAAUGUAGCCAGAAUUUUUUCCUGACAGUAUUAUUGUUUUGUGAAGUGUGUCACAUAUAAACACGUAUGGACCACUGG